CUGUUGUUCAUAAGGCUGUGUGACUGUGUCUUGUAGGUGUUUUUUCUGUGCUUGUUCAUUGAUUCUUCGGUGAUUCUGCUCCGUCAUUCUGCAGCAUAAAUGGUGCAUCACAAUGAAAGUGAAAGUAUUAUAAUAGGAUAUAAAAGCUGUGCAGCAGUUGUAAGAAUCUCAGCUAAGGGAAUCAACAUCAUCACUGUGCUGGAUGCUGAGAUCUGUAUCACUCAAACAGGAGAAAUCAGAGAAACCAGCAAGACCAAUUACAGCUCAAUAAACCAAGACUGUGCAUAUAAAAAUGAGUUGGAGUGAUAUUUUCUACCCUGGAAAUCCAGAAAGGCGAGAGCGAGUUACUCACAAGUGUCAAGAUCUCAAAAACCUGAUGGAAAACAACUUCCGAGCCACCAACAAUCUCAUCUCUGUUUUAAAUGGGUACUUAGGAUAUUCCUUCAGUAAUAUCACCCUGGAUGAGAAUGCUGAUGUUAACCAUAACUGUGAUAUAUUAAUUGAGCGCGUACGCGAGAUCCAGGCUGCUGUGGAGAAGCUUGACCAGGAGCUGAAAGACAAGCUGGAACCAACCCUGUAUGAGAAACUGAAGAAAAUGGAUCUACUUAAAUCAGUGUCAUUUGCAAAUGCUGUGAUUGGGCAGAUAGUUCCUGGGAUUGGUAUGAUUGUUGGAGCUAUUGUGGGGAGCAUUGAGCGCGAUCAGCUUGAACAUGCCCUGAGAGAGUAUGACAGAGCUUUGGCAGAAUUCAAACCAGCAUCGGAACACUAUCAGGAUAGCAUAUUUGAAGUCAAGGCAGUGAUUCAAAGGAUUCUACUCUGAGUUUAUCAAGAAGUAAUUUCCUCAUUGUGUUGUAGAAUUUGUGAUCUGUUUAUAUACUGAGUAGUGUGGACUUAUUUAAUCUUACAUAUUCCUAGCUAAUCUGUGCAUGAAUUAUAUUUUUUGUCUUAAAUGUUUGCUGGAAUUUAAAUGAUCAGUAGCCUGCGAUGAUUACAACAUUCAUCUUAAAAACUGAAAUAUAACGUGCACUUGCAUGAGAACACCAUGGGUAUCUUGGGCAAUGUCUUAGGUCUUUUAGUCACUUUUCAACUGGCGAGAAGUGAUCUGAAAAACCAGAUCCAUUCAAAGAUCUUAAAAUCUCUGUCUGUUUCAUCAUUUGUCUUGGGAUAUCUAAAGAGCUAAGUUUCUAAACAAGAAAAAUUACCCUUGUUGAAGCUAUUCAGUUAGUGCAAGAUUUUUUUUCUAUUCUGAAGCCGCCCUGUGACUCCUACAGUGAUGUUCUGAGUAAAGUGCAAGCCUAUGUGCACAAUUAUACGGAUAGAGGAAAAGAAAGAUGUUACAAAUAACAGAGCAGUGAAACUCCACUCUUAUUGUGCUUUAACGUCUUUAAAUUCAGAAAAGUUAUUAAAACCAUAUUGUGCAAAUAAAGUGUGUGGAAAAUGUGUGUGGAGUCUGCUUUUUUAGAGUGUUGUGCAUGUCAUAUGAUCUUGAAGUUGUUAUGAAACAGAAGCUUCUAGACUGAGAAUUAUGUAGGGCG
Messenger RNA from Triplophysa rosa, 1535 nucleotides. RefSeq names its product single-pass membrane and coiled-coil domain-containing protein 3-like. Bases 293 to 820 code for a protein of 175 amino acids. The transcript has 2 exons. The record is from RefSeq and is a predicted model, not a curated record. NCBI's taxonomy places the organism in Eukaryota, Metazoa, Chordata, Actinopteri, Cypriniformes, Nemacheilidae.